AUGCGCGCUGUGGCUUUACAGUUCAAAACAAUGGCGGCAGACGGUUUCAGCAUAACAGAGCAGUGGAUCAGAGACAGACUAAACCUACAGCACAUAUGUCUAGCGGAUGUGCGAUCAUUGUCUCUUCCGGGAUCUUAUGAAGGGAAGAUCUGUCAUGUGGGAUCAGCUCUGAAGAACUUUGUGCGUCUGAAAACACUGGAUCUAUCCCAUAAUGCCCUCAUCACUGUGAAGGGGAUUGAGCAUCUGGAGUUGCUUGAGAAUCUAAAUCUGUAUUACAACAGACUGGAGUCUCUACAGGACGUCUUUUCACUUCACAAACUGCAGAAUCUGAGGGAUUUGGAUCUGAGAUUGAAUCCUGUGGUCAGGAGACACCCUCACUAUCGCUUGUACUUCAUUCACACUAUCACAAAACUCCGCAAACUGGAUGAUUGUCCAGUUCGAGAUCGAGAAAGGAAGGCGGCUCUCUUGCAUUUCUCAUCAGAGAAUAAUCUGGACCAAAUUCACAAGAAACAAGUUUUAACACAAGAAGCAAACUGCAGAAGCAGCAGCGAGCUCAGAAUAAAAGCAGUGGAGCGGAUGAUGAAGACCAUCUCGCUUCACGAGGGCAACGAAGAAACUGCUCUCAAUGAAGUUUACAAACAUCAAACUCUCUCCCCUGAAAUCUCACAGGGGCCUCGUGUUCACGCUCAACAAGGCGCUCAAAGAGUGACUUUCACGAGUCAGGUCGCUGAAAGAUGUGAUGCGGUGAAGACUCGCUGUACAGUGAGAGGGGAGAGCGUCUUCACUCCUCACCCGUCCGACACACGCUCUGAUCACCACGAGGAGGAACACGAAAGUCUUAAAAUGCGAAACCAAACAGAAAACAGUCCAAAUCCAGUGUUAAACCCACCCAGAUUAACCUACAGGACACAGCUGCAUCCCCCAGCGGCAUCAGAGAGAAAACCACGCAGGGGAGCGUACAGAAAACCCAUGGAGCUUCUGCUCGGCGUGAUGGAGGAGCACUGGUCCGGGAAGAAGGAGAAUCACCACGAGCAGACGUUCCUCAUGAAUACGGUUCAGAUCCUCACCAUGAUGGAGAAUGACGUUGCAGACGGAGAGCAGGAGAUCCAGACUCUUAAAGAAAUGCUCAAGACUUUAAACUCUGAGGCUGAACUACAGAAGGAACAACGUCGGGAAGAGAUCGAAACAUUGAAACUUCAGCUUCAACAGGCUCAAGAAUCUAUUGAGUCUGUGAAUGGUCAACUGAAGACCCUGCUGGAGGAGAACGUGGCCUUACAGAAACAGCUCAUCAGGAGCGAAGAGAAGCUUCUCACCUCACGACUAAAGAAACGGACGGACGUGAAGGACAGAGGUGAGUCGUGUGAAUCUGAGGACCUCAACAGACGGAGAGCUAAGGAACAUCAGAUCCGGUCACAAGAAAACUACAAGUCUAUGAUUGCCAGAAAUGAAUGUUUGCUUCAACAGCUGGAAGAGGCUCUGAUGUGCUGAAGAUGACGUCUUAUACGUGCUUAAAGAAUGAGAUUUUUAUAUCAAUUAUUAAAAUGUCUUUAAAUAGACAGUGAACAGGGGGUCACAUAGCAUUAAAGCAUCAUUCUCAUCUUUAUUUCCACAUCUGAGCAUUCAACGUUUUACUUGAACUACACACAAAUAUAUUGAUUUUUACGAUUCCUGUCACAGUAUCACGAUUUCACUUCAGGAUUUCUGUGGACAAACAAAUUUUCAAAAAAGAUUUUAUUGCAAUAUCUAUUUAAUGUUUUUAUUUAUUUACAAGCAAUGCUAUCAGUCACAUUCGUUUCUAUUUUUAUUUUGCGUUUUCUCUUUUUUUGGCCAAUAAAUCAAACCGAAAAUAUGUUAAAUAAUUUAAAACAGAUGCUGUAUCAUAUGUGAAGUAUUAACACAAUAUUUAUCAUUAUGGUUUUUAAUAUCAUGGUUAUGGUCAAUAUUGUGAUACCUCUAUUCUCUUUAUCUCUACAUACAGUUCUAUUAAAUUUAUUGAGAGGCGAAUUUGUUUUGUCAAAUACAUUAAAACAACAUAAAUGAGUGAGUAAAAUAAAGAAUAAACAUUAGGCCUGUCAAAUGAUUAAUUGCAUCCAGAAUAAGGUUUGUGUUUACAUAAUGUAUGUCUGUGUGCAUUUUCAUUUGGUAUUUAUAAACAUAUAUGUAUAUAUUUAAGAAGAAUAUUAUUAUUAUUGGUAAAUAUAAUAUGUGUAAAUAUAACCUUAAUAUGUAUAUGUGUGUGUUUAUAAAUAAAAAAUGAUUAUGCACAGUACACAGUCAUAUAUAAUGUAAACACAAAC
Molecule: messenger RNA, 2297 nt
Organism: Triplophysa dalaica
Lineage: Eukaryota; Metazoa; Chordata; Actinopteri; Cypriniformes; Nemacheilidae
Gene: cep72
Product: centrosomal protein 72
Exons: 12
Coding region: 1-1488 (495 amino acids)
Molecular function (GO): protein binding
Source: RefSeq, a predicted model, not a curated record